AUGGUGAGAGCAGAGCGAAAAUUCGUCGACCUCAUGCGCUCAAUCAGCUCCUUCUGGUGCAACUGGUCUCCAGAUGACCCAAUCGAGGUCGGAUCCUACGGCCGUUUCGACCUUGAAACAACACGAUUUACCGUCCUUGGCAACAUCUAUGAUACGGAAUUCCAAGUCCUGCUCGAUGCUGUCGAUGGGAAGUUUAAGAUGUCGGACCAUCCGCCAGAGAUGGAUCCAGUAGAGCAGGAUAUGAUUCUCACCUCUACGGGUGCCAGGAAACAACCCUUUGAUCCAGGGGCAGAUGGCAAGAUCCAGAACUUCCGCAAAGCUGAGUUCAAGACGAAUUUCAAGUUCUUAGGCAAUAGGCGAGCCGGCGUACUCGUCAUGCACAAGCCUCGUCAGUAUCAUGUUCCCCAUAACACAGUACUCGAGGUGCUGUACAGAAUACCGGAGUUCAAAGGCCUGUGGAUCGUUCCAUCAGUCUACAAGUGCCGCGCAUACAGUCUGUAUCUGUCGAGUAAACUCGAUGAAACCGUCUCUUUGGCACUUCUUCCGUGUCAGGGAGGCAACGACCUUGAAUGGUGGUCCAACUCUGACUCGGAGUACCUCCGCCAGGGCACCGACAAGCAAUAUUUCGUUGCACCACUCUUCGCCGCAAAACAAAAGCUCCCGUUGAUCCGACGCUAUAUGCGCGAUAUGCCUACACCAGACCCCGAACCAAGCGAUAAAUUUUGGAUAGAUGGUUAUCCAGGUUGGGAGCCCGUCGAUGAGGAUGGUUACGAUGAUCCUAUAUAUGACGGGGUAUGUGACUAUUUCUCUCCAGUUUCACAAAACCUCACUUCUUGUCACUCCUACAGGAUUAUGAGCCGGUUAUAG
This is a messenger RNA of Suillus paluster, 867 nucleotides long. RefSeq lists its product as uncharacterized. Lineage: Eukaryota; Fungi; Basidiomycota; Agaricomycetes; Boletales; Suillaceae. The record is from RefSeq and is a predicted model, not a curated record. Bases 1 to 867 code for a protein of 288 amino acids. The transcript is spliced from 5 exons.